AUGUUUCUUCUUUGCUUCAUCAGCCUAAGAGAGUCCAGGCUCGUUCGUCCACGCCGUCAUGUGAGAGUUCCAUAUUAUGAACUUAAUGCUGAAGACGAGCUUAUUGGUUGCGGCCAUAAAACCUCAACAGAGGAUCUUCCAAUGGAGAUCGGCGAUCAUCAAAGUCGUUUAAACUCCCAGAAAAGACAUUUUGCCAAUUUUGCUGGGCUUAAGUCGUUCUUAAGAACCAAUUAUCCUCUUCUUGCCGAAAAAGAAAUAAAAUUAAAUGGAGAAAAGAUCUUUGGCACCCAAAUUAAAGAUAUGAAUGGCCACAAAUAUGUUGCCAUCGAGUUUAUCUCAGCUAAACCAAAUGGAAGUGGAUUAGAUGCAGAUAUGGUUAAAGGCUAUAUCGAUUUCGGCUAUCAAGCACUUACUAAGAUAAAAUACAUUGAGUACUGUGAUGGAAAAAUCACCAACCAUCUCACAACUUUGCAAGUUAGGCCAUUGAAAGAACAUGAACUCCAAAAGCUUUUGGAUGAAGCCAAGAAACUUUUUAUUUAA
Trichomonas vaginalis G3 is the source of this 540-nucleotide messenger RNA. RefSeq lists its product as uncharacterized. NCBI's taxonomy places the organism in Eukaryota, Parabasalia, Trichomonadida, Trichomonadidae. The record is from RefSeq and is a predicted model, not a curated record. Bases 1 to 540 code for a protein of 179 amino acids. The transcript has a single exon.